This is a messenger RNA of Olea europaea var. sylvestris, 648 nucleotides long. Its product is annotated as tryptophan synthase beta chain 2, chloroplastic-like. Gene Ontology annotation, cellular component: cytoplasm. Gene Ontology annotation, biological process: L-tryptophan biosynthetic process. Lineage: Eukaryota; Viridiplantae; Streptophyta; Magnoliopsida; Lamiales; Oleaceae. The annotation marks the transcript as partial. The record is from RefSeq and is a predicted model, not a curated record. The transcript has 4 exons. Gene Ontology annotation, molecular function: tryptophan synthase activity.
AUGGAGUUCACUAUAGAUCUGAUUUCAGAAACUGCACCUAUUUCACAGGCACCCUAUAGAAUGGCACCAGCAGAAUUGAAAGAGCUAAAGGUCAAAUCCAUGUUCGGUACAUUUAAGGAUGCGACUUCAGAAGCAAUCCGGAACUGGGUUGAAAACCUAGAGGGUAGCUAUUACUUGGCGGGUACUACAGUCGGACCUCACCCGUUCCCGAGCAUGGUUCGAGAAUUCCAAACUGUGAUUGGAAAAGAAACAAGAGAACAGGCUAUGGAGAAAUGCGGUGGAAAGCCAGAUGUAUUGGUUUCCUGUGUAGGGAGUGGAUUAAAUGCACUGGGAUUGUUUCAACAAUUUGUAAGAGAUGAAAAUGUCAGAUUGAUUGGAGUUGAGGCUGUUGGAAAUGGAAUAGAUAGUGGUAACCAUUCAGCAACUUUGGCAAAAGGAAAAGUGGGUGUUUAUCAUGGGACUAUGAGCUAUCGUUUGCAAGAUGAUGAAAAUCAGAUUAUUGAACCGCAUUCAGUACGUGUCGGGCUGGAAUAUCUAGGGGUUAGCCCAGAGUUAAGUUUCCUCAAAGACAUUGGGCGCGCAGAGUUUUACAGUGCCACAGAUGAAGAGGCCCUGGAAGCAUAUACAAGGCUAUGCCGAUUGGAAGGG